CUCUCGGCACACCGUAGGACCGCAGCAGUGUGACUGGUCGCGAGCUCCGAUGAUGAUGUGCCUGCUCGGGAACAUCAACACAAAGCUAAUCAGCUAGCUUAUACAGUAAAUGAGGAUGGAAAAUGUGGAAAACGUGGGAAAUGGACCCUCGGCCGAGACAGACAAGAACAUCAGCUCCCGGUGUACCUUCUUCAGAAGUGCAGACCUGAGUGACUAUCGUUGCGAUGUGAUUCUUAUGGUGAAGCGAGCCACUGGGACAUUUUCUCUGGUCGCAUGUCUUUUUAUGUUAUUUGUGAUAUGGCUCCUGCGCCGAUACAACUCCUUGGCUCAGAAAAUGAUUGCCUGUUUAACAGUUGCAGCAUUCUUUGACAGUGUUGCAUAUGUCAUGGGAGAGUCCCACCCGGAAGGCUCUCUGUGUGAUUUUCAAGCCUGGUGGUUGACAUAUUUUGAUUGGAAUGCUCUGGUAUGGGUAUGCCUCAUCACUCUGAAUCUUUACCUGAACUUGGUCAGGGAGGUCAGAACCGAACAUUUUGAGAUACCGUACCAUAUUGUAGCAUGGGGAAUCCCUCUUCUUAUGUCUAUUCUCCCCUUGGUGAAAGGAUACUAUGGUCCAGCUGGAGCCUGGUGCUGGAUCACUGAUGACCAUGUGGCCUGGAGAUUCGGCAUAUGGUACAUCCCGCUCUUCACCCUCAUCUUCCUCAUGAUGUGCUGUUACAUACGAAUCAUUUGUGUGGCCAAUAAGAGGAUGCAGUCCUGGUUUGGCACCUUUAAUCCAGAGAGGGAGCGAAGAAAGAUGUCUCUAGUUGAGGAAAUCCGACCUCUGAAAUGGUAUCCCUCUGUUUAUCUCCUGGUCUCCAUCUUCCCACUCUUAAAUCGACUUCAUAAUGCUGUGUAUCCCGAGGAGCCCGUGUUCUCCCUCACGCUCCUACAUGUGCUCAGUGCUCCUCUGCAUGGCCUGGCGAAUGCAUUUGUGUUUAGCAAAGACACCUGGAGUCAGCUCAGCAAUACUGGAUUCAAACUGGCCCUUCAGUCUCGACUGUGUGACAGCACCAGGAUCGGCGAGUAUCACCCAGCUAACGUGCGAUAUACAGUAGCGCUUGAGUCGGAGUCGGACGAUGAUGAUAACAAUGUCCUCUUCUACAGUCCUGAUAUGAGCUUGAAGGACAGAGGACCUUGAUUGAUUGUGUGUGUGUGAUUGUAUAUGAUGGCACAUUAGAGUUCAUAAAAGUUCUGUUGAAGAAUGUGCUGCUUUGACUAUUUCUCAUAUUGCUGUGUUGAAAAAAAAAUAACAGAGAAAAAUGCUUUUACAAUCAGAAAGUCCCCCUUUUCAGUCUAAGAAUAUACUGAAAUAGAAAGCCUCCGUUUUGUUGAAGCGCUCCAAUGUAAUAUUUUCAGUAUUGAUAGCUUUAGUUGCUUGAGAGUUGCUUUGCUUUGAGAAGUGUUUUGUACAGUUUUUAAAAAAGUAUUAUCUUCAGCUGUACAGUUUGUGUACUUGGAUGUCUGUUUUGAUGUUGAUUUGUCCAUGCUUUACUAUUAUUUAUGAAAAUGUACAGAGUGUCUGCUAUAUUUUUGUACUGUUUUCAAAUAAUUUAAAUUAAAAAUGUCAAUACUUGCUAAAGUUUA
Molecule: messenger RNA, 1623 nt
Organism: Clarias gariepinus (North African catfish)
Lineage: Eukaryota; Metazoa; Chordata; Actinopteri; Siluriformes; Clariidae
Product: cyclic AMP receptor-like protein A
Exons: 13
Coding region: 110-1177 (355 amino acids)
Biological process (GO): cell surface receptor signaling pathway; adenylate cyclase-activating G protein-coupled receptor signaling pathway
Cellular component (GO): plasma membrane
Molecular function (GO): G protein-coupled receptor activity
Source: RefSeq, a predicted model, not a curated record